AUGUUAUUCUCAGUGACAUCUGCUGUGGCUGUUCGCAGAUCAGCGCUAAAUGCGAGGAGAUUGACCUCUCGCCGUGGCUUGCUCACGUUGGCAAUUGAAACGUCAUGUGACGAUACAUCAGUCGCUAUUGUCGAGAAAACAAAGAAAGACCCCGGAAACGCAGCUAAAAUCCAUUUCCUUGAAAAUGUAACGGCCGAUACGCGUGCGCAUCGCGGAAUCCACCCCAUCAUCGCCCUCGAAUCCCACCAAGAAAGCCUCGCAAACCUUGUACAGAAAGCCCUUAAUUACCUACCGGAGUCAAAAACAGAUGAUGGACUCAAACUAGCUGAUGGGACUCGUCGCCGCCUCCCCGAUUUCAUAUCCGCCACAAGAGGCCCCGGAAUGCGGUCUAACCUGUCCGUUGGCCUCGACACUGGGAAAGCGCUGUCGGUUGCAUGGCAGAUCCCCAUGGUCGGAGUGCACCACAUGCAGGCACAUCUUCUAACGCCCGGACUUGCAUCAUGUCUGGAAAAUGAAACCAAGGCUGACGGCCCACCCGCAAUGGUGCCCAAAUUCCCUUUCCUAUCCAUCCUCGUCUCUGGAGGCCAUACAACCCUGGUUCAUUCCAAAGGUCUCACAGACCAUAGAAUACUAGCUUCAAGCGAGGAUAUAGCUAUUGGAGAGGCACUCGAUAAAUCCGCGCGAGAUAUCCUACCUGCUUCCUUGCUUCAGGAAGCUAAAAGUACCAUGUACGGCAAGAAUCUGGAGAAAUUCGUCUUCCCUAAUGGCAAGGCAGAUUUUGCGGAUUACUCGCCACCAAUAACUCGGGGUGAAGAAAUCGACAGACGUGUAAGCGAUUGGGGCUGGUCUAUUACGACUCCAUUUGCGAAUACGCGCAUGAUGCAGUUCAGCUUUUCUUCCAUUUCGAGCAUGGUUGGGAAGAUCGUUCAGAACAAAGGUACAGAUACUAAGAUGUCGCAUGCAGAGCGGGUUGAUCUAGGCCGGGAAGCUAUGCGCGUCUGUUUUGAGCACCUUGCUUCGCGCACUGUUAUCGCGCUGGAGACUCUGCGGCCGCACAAUAAUGGCAAGAACGAUAUCACCACCCUCGUUGUUAGUGGUGGUGUUGCCGCCAACCAAUUCCUCAUGAAAGUGCUCAGUUCGUUCUUGGAAGUGCGCGGCUUUGGCAAUAUCAAGAUCGUUGCUCCGCCUCCAUAUCUGUGUACUGACAAUGCGGCCAUGAUUGGGUGGGCGGGUCUUGAGAUGUUUGAGGCUGGCUUCCGAUCCGACCUCAGCUGUCGUCCUCUGCGCAAAUGGACCCUUGACCCGAAAGCUGAUGAUGGAGGUAUCCUUGGCCCAGGAGGCUGGAUCCAAGAGUGA
Messenger RNA from Penicillium griseofulvum, 1356 nucleotides. RefSeq names its product N(6)-L-threonylcarbamoyladenine synthase family protein. Bases 1 to 1356 code for a protein of 451 amino acids. NCBI's taxonomy places the organism in Eukaryota, Fungi, Ascomycota, Eurotiomycetes, Eurotiales, Aspergillaceae. The transcript has 2 exons. The record is from RefSeq and is a predicted model, not a curated record. Gene Ontology annotation, cellular component: mitochondrion. Gene Ontology annotation, biological process: mitochondrial tRNA threonylcarbamoyladenosine modification.